AUGAUUCCUGAAGAAGAGGUUCUGACUAAUGCCAAGGUUGGGGUCGGUGGUACUUGUCUGCAACGAAAGGAAGAAUACAACUGUGCUAAAGAAGAUGUUAUUUACGGGUUCCGCAUUAAGAGAGCAUCUUAUAGAAGUUUUUUCGAGUCUGGAAGUUUCUAUGCACAUGACUUCGCUAUUCUUGAGCUAACUGAUAACGUUCCUAAACAUAUCCAUCAUAUUUGUCUUCCUCACAUGAACAAGAAGAUCGAUAUAAGUGAUUCAUCGAUUAGAAUGAGCUCAUUUGGAUGGGGCAGCGACCGUGUGAAAAUGACUAAAAAGGAAUGCAAAAAAUUCUACCCCAAACAGUUGGAUGACACCUUCUGCACCUUUGAACGUGCCGACGAAUGCAUUUGCGAAGGCGAUAGUGGUGGUGGAGUUACGGCAAAUAUAGACGGCAGAACAUAUCUUGCUGGAGUAUUGUUUCGUGGAACUCCAUGCAAAGAUUUGUAUAGCGGUCGUAAAGAACCAACAGCUCAGUUUGAAGUCGUUAUUGGUGCAAAAUCCGCGCCAAACUAUGAGAGAGCAAGAAGAGAUGCUCAAAAGGUCAGGGGUGUGCAAAGAGAGUCCCGGCUGAAUUUCGAGCAUGCCCCGGUCACACCUCGUCAGAGCCAUUAG
Necator americanus (New World hookworm) is the source of this 657-nucleotide messenger RNA. RefSeq lists its product as uncharacterized. Gene Ontology annotation, molecular function: serine-type endopeptidase activity. The transcript is spliced from 5 exons. Lineage: Eukaryota; Metazoa; Nematoda; Chromadorea; Rhabditida; Ancylostomatidae. Gene Ontology annotation, biological process: proteolysis. The record is from RefSeq and is a predicted model, not a curated record. The coding region runs from base 1 to 657 and encodes 218 amino acids.